GAUGGCACGUACCAAGCAGACCGCAAGAAAAUCUACUGGAGGUAAAGCUCCACGUAAACAACUGGCCACCAAGGCAGCCCGUAAGAGCGCUCCAGCAACUGGUGGCGUCAAGAAACCCCACAGAUACAGGCCAGGAACCGUCGCUCUUCGUGAGAUCAGGAGAUACCAGAAAAGCACAGAGCUGCUGAUCAGGAAACUGCCAUUCCAGCGUCUGGUCCGUGAGAUUGCUCAGGACUUCAAGACCGACCUGCGUUUCCAGAGUUCAGCCGUCAUGGCUCUCCAGGAAGCCAGCGAAGCCUACCUUGUCGGACUCUUUGAGGACACCAACUUGUGCGCUAUCCACGCCAAGAGAGUCACCAUCAUGCCCAAAGAUAUCCAGCUUGCCAGACGUAUCCGUGGCGAGAGAGCUUAGAUUCUCUUUUGUCUCUUGACAAACUCAAAACGGCCGUUUUCACGGCCACCAAAACCUUUAGAAAAGAUGCCUUCACAUUACACACAAUUGAUACUCUAAUUAUUGAAUAAGCGUGCAUUCAUCUAUAAUAAAUAUAUGUAAGAUGGCUCGCAUAAACACACGCACACAUAUAUAUCCCAUAGAUAAAAUAAAUACAGGUAUAUUUCAGUGGAAACUUUCUUAACAAAUGGACA
This is a messenger RNA of Magallana angulata, 645 nucleotides long. Its product is annotated as histone H3. The coding region runs from base 2 to 412 and encodes 136 amino acids. The record is from RefSeq and is a predicted model, not a curated record. Gene Ontology annotation, cellular component: nucleosome. Lineage: Eukaryota; Metazoa; Mollusca; Bivalvia; Ostreida; Ostreidae. Gene Ontology annotation, molecular function: DNA binding; protein heterodimerization activity; structural constituent of chromatin. The transcript has a single exon.